Messenger RNA from Heterostelium album PN500, 3786 nucleotides. It is a transcript of the gene CRTF, whose product is annotated as transcription factor. The transcript has 5 exons. The coding region runs from base 1 to 3786 and encodes 1261 amino acids. The record is from RefSeq and is a predicted model, not a curated record. NCBI's taxonomy places the organism in Eukaryota, Evosea, Eumycetozoa, Acytosteliales, Acytosteliaceae.
AUGAAUUCUACAUCCACUCUCAACCCAGUCCCACUCUUCUGUUUCGACAAGUUAAACAGUAGAAUGAAUGAUAGCACUGGUACUAUCACACCAUUCAAUAUGGUCAAGUUGGAAGAACCAUCCAAGUCUUCAAACUCACUCUCCAACGGUGUCACUCAACAAUCCGAUGAUUAUUUCGACAUCUGCCUUGGUAUGAUUGGAGUUCCACAACCACAACAACAACAACAAUCAAAUUUUGAUUCCAACAAUAACUCUAGCAACAACAGCAAUAACAAUAGCAACAAUACCAGUGAUUCGUUAUUGUUCUCACAGCAAUUUGCACAAAUCACAAAUGCUGUUGCUUCCCAACAACAGCAGCAACAACAACAACAACAAAACAACUUUGAUUCCAACAAUAACACUUGUAUCAACUUCAGUCCACCAGAAUCACCAAUCCAAAACGGUAACACCCCCAAUAUCUACAAUUUGCAAUCAACUGCUACAGCACCAGUGUUUUCUAAUUUCUUGGAGGACUUGGGAUCAUCGCCAAGUGUAACCUCACCAGCUGUCUACUCAAUCCCAUCUCAAUACAUUCCAAACUAUGGUAUCGUAUUGAAUGCCAACAACAAGAGUAUCCUUCCACCACAAGCCUGGACCACUCCAUCCAACUUUAACAACAACAACAACAACAACAACAUUGCUACCAACAACCAACAAGGUAUGAAUUUGCAAUUCCAACUCGGUAAACCAAAUUCCAAUAGUCCAAACCAAAAGCAACAACAACAAACAAUCUUCAACGGUAACAACAGUAUCCUUCAAUUCCAACAACUCGGUUCCAUUAUGGGUCUUGAUUCCAAAGGAUUAUUACAACUUCAAUCACUUCCACAACAAUCACAAGCCAUCCAAGUCAAAACUCAACAAGUUGCCGUAAAUUCUACAUUCUCUCCAAACCAUUAUCCUGUACACUCUGAUGACUCCUCUCCGGAUGCCUACCGUUCACCACCAAUCUCUCCAAACAGCUCAGAGUUCUCUACUCAUUGGGAGACUGGACUUGCACCAGACUCACUCCAGAAACAACACGAACUCAAUCCACCAACCGUUAUCCGUUCCAGUGUCGUCUUUUUCGAGCCAUACAUGUCGGGUGAAGUCGGUCGUCACCGUGCCUGUUGGAACCUCAUUGACCCAAUGCAUCGUAACUACUACCAGCCAAUCCAAUUCAAGUUGCCAAACGAGAAUAGUUCGCUUCAGAUGGGUGCCAACAUCAAUGAUUUCAAUGCCCAACAAAUCAUCGACCAUCAGUUCUUCACCAACCGUUACGAAGGUUACAGAAUUUACAUUCAUCCUUCGAUCGGUUACUCUGGUAAUGCCAAACGCUUCAAGCAAUUCCCAGAGCCAAACGAAAAGGCACUGAUUCUCGACGGCAAUGUCUACGACGGUCACUUGAAUCCAAUCUAUAACUGCAAAAUCUGUACUGAGUAUUAUCAGACAAAAUCGUACUUCUCUGCCAAUCCACAUGCCAAAGGAAAGGUCUUGUUGAUCAAGAACAACAUCCUCACACGCAUCAAGGAUGGCGGUUUCGUAUUACAUUUAAAACCAAUGUGCUGCAGUGGUCAUAACUCACACAUUCCACUCUACUUCCAUUUCACUUUGACUGAUCCAUCCAGUAAUGAAGUCGUACUUCAAAGUUUGGUCAAUGUCAAUGUCAAACAAUGGAAAAAAUCUGUGCAAAAUAAGAAUAAGAAACAAAAGGUAGAAUCAAUUAUGAGUAUUAUAGAUAAAUCAUUUGAUUUUGAUGCACCUCAGUUUGUAGAUUUCUCAACACCUAGCAAAAGUGAUGAUUUAUGGUUUGAGAGUCAAAAAGAUUUAGAGUGGGAUCAACUACGAACAAUCAGAAGAAAAUCAGUACCUCUUAGACCAAUGUUUUCAACCCCACAAAAACUAAUAGCACCUCAACAAGCUUUGACACCAAGUGCACCACCUGCCUUAUAUCCAUCGUUAAGAACAACACCAGACAACAAACCAAAGACACCACAACUCUAUCCAAUGCUUCCCAGUUCAUCAUCUAAAUUGACACCAAUGCGUAGUUUCCAAUUCGAAAAGAGAGGAUCUACCAUUGGAAAUAUGUCACUCACUCCAUUCUUGGAGAAGGUAAAGUCCACCACACUUUCCUCUGACAACAAAGAGAAUAUCUCCAAUAUUUCCAAUAUUAUCGAGUCUUCUAUGGUUGCCAACCAGAAACCAAAGGUUUCAGAGGCAGUCGAUCAACAAUCAUCUACCGCCAAAGAAGCAACAAAGAAGAGAACUAAAGCCAAAAAGACAAAGACUGUAGCAACUGUAAUUCAAGAACUUCCAGCUGCUGACAAUCAACCAGCAGUAAAGAACGAGGAGAAGGAAAAAAAGAAAAAGAAGAAAAAGAGAUCCGAAAAAUCAACAAUCGUUGUAUCGACCACUGACAAUAUCUUCCAACAACAACCAGUCCAAGUCAUCAGGCAGCAACAACAACCACCAAUUCAAGUCGUCAAACAACAACCAAAAACACCACUCAAAUCAAUGACACCAUUAAAGUCAAUCACCCCAGCCAAGCCAAUCGAAUCAAAGACAUUGACACCAGUCAAAGUAGAUUUCGGAACCACUUCACAAGCUAAAUUCGAAUUGUUUUCUACAACUCCAGUCAAGCAAAUGGAGCAACUAAAGUCAACCACCCCGUUGAAAGUCGAGUUAAAACCAACAACACCGAGUAAAUCUAGCCUCAGAACACCAACCAAACAACAGGAGCCAAAGACACCGAAGCCAGAGAGCACCGUAACUUUUGGUCCUACCACUGUACAAGACGAUAUUGAGCCAAUCCCAGUUCUGAGCGAGACCAUCAGAGAGGCUGAGGAAAGACUGGAGAAAUCACCAUUCCUCCAAAACUCACUAAAGAAAAGACAAUCCACCAUCGCCUCAAAGAGAAAGUCAGUCAGUAUCAAUAUGCAACCAAUUAUUCAUCCAGCUUCCCCAGCUCCCGAUUGCUUGCCAAUUCCAGUUAUCACUGCUCCCCAACUCAAUUUAAAAACAACCGAGCAGGCUACAUCAUCCGUUAAUCUCGCCAACACAAUCAAUCAGUUGUAUCAAUCGGUUUCAAAUAUUAGAGCCAAUUCUCCAUUAAAGAAUUUACCAGAGUCAUCACAACAACAACAACAACAACAACAACAAUCAAAUACAACCAACCAAUCUGUAUCAUUAAAGAGAAAGAGUGUAGGUUUCCAAAAUAUUACUGAUACGGUUGUUCAUGAGAUUAUGAACUCACCUUUGAGAAAGGUUCAACAAGCUCCAUCCACUCUGGAAGCAAAUGGUGGUGCUGAAAAAGUUAUCAAGAAGCAAAGAUUAACCAAAAUCACACCAUUCCAUUUCGAUACAGAUAAAAGAGUUGCUACCCAACCACCAAAGACCUCUCUUACAUUGCCAUCGCACCAAAAACCAGUUAUAGCUGCACCACUCACACCAAUCCCAACUCAACAACAUUCCACUUCGACCUCAAGCGCUAACAAGGUACCAAUGGCCAAGAGAAAGUCAGUCAGUGGCAAGUCACAUGUGACCGUUCCAGUCGGUUUCCACUUCGAAACUGCAUUGAGAGCUGAGAGAUCGACAAAGACAGGUCCAACCUCUACACCAACACCUGCAGCACCAACCGCCACCUCAGCCACAACUACCAUUCACACCACCACCGUUCCAAUCAAGAGAGCAUCCUUCAAAAGAGAUACACCUCACAAAAAGGAGAUUCCAACCAAAAUCAAGGAAUUUAAAUUAUCAACUAUGAAGAAGUAA